AAACAACAAAACCCUUAAACCCACCUCUUAUCAUCUGCAUUUGUCUGCAUUGUAAUUUUGUACGUGCAAUCUCACACCAUUCAUACUAAACUUUUAUCUAUCCACACGCCAGGGUUUUAGGCUUCAAGAAACAGCAAAAUUUUCUGAGUUUUCGAGUUCGAGAUGAAAAGCAUUGACAGGCUGUCGAGAGAUUCAUCAGGAGCUAAGUUAUGGCAUUUACCAGUACUGAAGAAGGCAUCAGGAAUCAGUACAACUAUACUUUAUGUUUUCAUCUUCGUAGCUGCAGGGUUUAUGUAUUCUGCGAUUAAUCAUGAGCAGAGUAAAGUUUAUGUUGAUAGUGUGAUUAUUGUUCCCAAAGAGAACAAGAGAACUACACAAAUAGAUGAACUGAAGAAAAUCCCCGAAAAGGUUAAAAUCCAAGAGAGAGUCGAGAUACCACUUUCUUGUUCGCCUAAAAAUGUGACACAAACGUGUCCAGCAAAUUAUCCUAAGGCUUUCAGUGAUGAUUUAAGAGCAAGUUCAGCUUGCCCUGAGUAUUUUCGCUGGAUACAUGAAGAUUUAAAGCCGUUUAAGGCUACAGGGGUUACGAGGGACAUGUUAAAAAAAGCGAAAAAGACUGCACAUUUUCGACUAGUGAUAGUGCAAGGGAAGGUUUACAUAGAGAAGUUCAGGCAGUCGAUACAGACUAGAGAUGUGUUCACAAUAUGGGGGAUUUUGCAGUUGUUGAGAAGGUAUCCCGGGAGACUUCCAGAUCUGGAAUUGAUGUUUGAUACUGAUGAUAAACCUGUGGUGAAAUCGCAUUUGUAUCGUAGACUCAAUAUCGCCACUCCACCAUUAUUUAGAUAUUGUGGUGAUAAGUGGACUAGUGACAUUGUCUUUCCUGAUUGGUCCUUCUGGGGAUGGGCUGAAAUAAAUAUAAAACCAUGGGAAAUGAUACUGAAAGAAAUGAAAGAAGGGAACACUAAGGUCAAAUGGAUUGAAAGGGAACCAUAUGCUUAUUGGAAAGGAAACCCUUUCGUCGUUGACAACAGAAAAGACUUGCUCAAGUGUAAUGUUUCUCAAGAACAGGACUGGAAUGCCCGCCUCUUUGUUCAGGACUGGAUUCGUGAAGGGCAACAAGGAUUCCAGCAAUCAAAUGUUGCAAAUCAAUGCACUUAUCGAUACAAGAUUUAUAUUGAAGGAUAUGCUUGGUCAGUUAGCGAAAAGUACAUAUUAGCCUGUGAUUCGGUUACUUUGUUAGUGAAACCAGAUUACUAUGACUUCUUCGUGAGAAGUCUAAAGCCAUUGGAACAUUACUGGCCAAUCAACAACGAUGACAAAUGCAGAUCCGUAGAAUAUGCUGUAGUAUGGGGAAAUCUCAAUCCCGAUAAGGCACAAGCAAUAGGAAAGGCUGCUAGCACCUUCAUCCAAGAUGAGUUGAAGAUGGAUUAUGUUUAUGACUACAUGUUUCAUUUGUUAAACGAAUAUGCAAAGCUCCAAAGAUUUGACCCAAAAAUACCCAAAAAAGCUGUUGAAUUUUGUUCGGAAACAAUGGUAUGCAAUGCAGAAGGGACAGAGAAAAAGUUUAAGAUGGAUUCACUAGUGAAGAGUCCUUCUUUGGAAAGUCCAUGCACACUGCCUUCUCCUUAUAACUCCAACUUUUUAGGCAAAUUGGUAAAGCACAAGGCUGGUUUAGUGAAGCAAGUAGAGAUAUGGGAGAAGAGUUACUGGAGUAAUGUGAGCUAGAAACAAUAGAACACCUCUAUAUGGGGAGACACUUUUAAUUCAUUAUGUGAUUUGAAUUUUUGUACAUUAUAUAUUCUGCUUGCAUAAACAAUGUAGCAAACCAAGGAAAUUAAAAUUGGUAAGGAAAAGUGCUAGCUUUGUCUAUAUAAUUUGACAGUAAACAUUAAUGUUUUUCUGCUGUA
Messenger RNA from Daucus carota subsp. sativus, 1907 nucleotides. RefSeq lists its product as uncharacterized. The record is from RefSeq and is a predicted model, not a curated record. The transcript has 7 exons. The coding region runs from base 163 to 1725 and encodes 520 amino acids. NCBI's taxonomy places the organism in Eukaryota, Viridiplantae, Streptophyta, Magnoliopsida, Apiales, Apiaceae.